UCAUGGUGUUUGGUCAGGUUUUGUAUUGAAGUAGCAUUGAUUCUGUACUGAAUAACAUAAACGCACAUGUGCGCUGUUUCAGAGUAAAACUGAAGCGACUAAUGCUUCUCUAUAAAUGAGUCUGUCUGAACACGACCAGGAGCAGUUUGACUGUUUUACUUUAAGCUCGUUGUAUAUCUAUAAGUCUUGAGAUUGUAUUGUUUGAGCUGGGACUGACUGCCAUCAUGUCGACAGAAAAACAACGUCUUCCAGAGGAGAAUUUGCAAGGCUCUUGGGUGGAGCUGCACUUUAAUAACGGAGGAGGAGGAGGAACUCCCAAAGCAACAGUGGACGAUCAGUCUCAGAGUUCAGCCCCGUCUGGAGACAUGGAGAAGAUGUUGCUGGAUGCUCAGCAUGAGUCUGGCAGAAGCAGUUCCAGAGGGAGUUUACCAUGUGACAGUCCUCCAAGGUCCCAGACCCCUUUACACUUGAGCAGGGGCUCAGAUGUUCACAGCUCAGGAGAGAAAAACAGCUCACAGUCUGAUGAAGAUUUUCUGGAGAGGAGGAAAGAGGUCGACAACCUGAUGAAGAAAAAUGCUGACUGGAUAUGGGACUGGUCGAGUCGCCCAGAAAACAUCCCACCCAAGGAGUUCUUGUUGAAGCAGCCCAAACGCUCCAGUACUCUGAGCAUCAGGAACACUAGUGUGAUGAAGAAGGGAGGAAUCUUCUCUGCAGAGUUUCUCAAAGUCUUCCUCCCAUCUCUUAUCGUGUCUCACAUCCUUGCUGUGGGGCUCGGGGUGUACAUAGGAAGGCGUAUCACAACCUCUCCCAGCACGUUCUGAGUGAGAUCCCGUGGCCCCAACGUCACAGGUGCAACCUCGUCACCCCUCGUCUACACUGCUAUGUCAUCAAUGUUUGAGUAGAUCCAUAUUGGUCGGAAACCCACUAGCCGUUUCCAUCUGUGGGCCAUGUGCUGUGCUGCUUCGCAUUCCUCUCCCAGGUCAUGUAUUCCUUGCACUCUGCUUUAACAAUCCAACCUACACUGGGAGGCUACUUUAGGUUGGAGGCCCAGUAGUGUUAUCUAUGCUUAAUCUUAAUUUUUGUAGAGAUAUAUAGAGAAUCUGUUAAAAAAAAAAAAAAACAGUCAUGUCAAAUGUAGAUGUAAGGAAGUAAAAGAGCAGUAUGUUGGGAUUGAAAAGUACUACAUGGAAGGUAUGAUUCUGGCAUACGAUAUGCAAAUAGAAAUAAUGUACAUUUGAUUGGGUUAUCUCGUGUUUCACUAAUUGUACAAGCAAAGAUUUUGGAAUUUGACAAAUUAUACUCAUUAAAGAAGGGAAAAAUUAAACCAAUGGUUUAAUCAACCAAAUUUUAUGAUGGUCAAAUUAUAUUUUGGCAAUAAUUUGAGGAAAUAAGUCCAAAUAAAAGUUAAAUCUAUAUGUUUUGGUUUAUUUACAGUUUGAUUUAGUUUCACACCACACGUAAAUACACUAAAAAGCAAUAAAAAAAUUACCUGAUUACAGAUAGUGCAUGAAAUAUAUAAUUAGUACAAUAGUGAAUCAGUGUUUCUCAUUUUGUUCAUCAGCCAAAACAUCCAGAACAAACUAGCAACACGAAAUCCCCAUUUGUAAGUCCUGCUUUUUGUCCCUGCACAUUGUGUUAAGUUCAAAUGCUGCCUUAUUCGAAGCACUCCCUGAAAAGUAUAUUGGUAUAAUAUUGUGAUCAAUACCAUAGAAUUCUUUUCAGUAAUCAAUCGGCACUGCGUGUAUUAAAGGGUGCCACGUCAGUCCUGCAUUACUGCUCUAACUGAGGGAGCUACCCAAGACUCCUAACCGAUACCCAGAGCUGUAUUUCUUAAUCCAAACUUAUAAAAACAAACAAAAAAAAAAUUUAGAUUUCAGUAUAGCAAAUUCUCUUGCCACGUGAUUGUAUUAUGAGACUUUUUCAUUUAUUGCUGCGAUCUACAACUCAGGUAAGCAUCUUGAAAGGAAAAAGAUGCCUUCGCUGGCCAGAUGUAUUUACACAAGUACUGAACACGGAACACUUCUGUUUAUCUACAAUAAACAGUAACGGAUCAUAUUCUGUUAAACACAGAGUUACAGGAUUAUAAUUUUAAGCAUCCAUGCUGAGAACAGGAUCAAGUGUUUGGUGUGAAUAGUGGUGGCCUACUAGUAACAGUAUGACAAACCACCCAGGCUCACUGUUUUUCUGCUGUUUAUCCACACUUGGAUAACCUCGAUACAACUAUUUCCUCAAUUAAAAUGCAUGAGAGAGGCAGUGUUUCAGAAACAUAGGAGUGCUCAAGUGGCUUGCAAGACACAUCCACAGCAUUGGUGUUGGUCAUGUUUAGAAGAGUCAAAAUAUUAGGUGUAGCCACUAAUCCAAGCUCACUAUAUAGCCAUUCAUUCUACACUUAAGCACACAUUUAGUGAUUAUGCAUGUGCUAUGGAAACACAUUACACUUAUUUUUUAUUAAUAUUUCUUCUAAUUAAAAUGUAGAAAUGUCCAGAUAUGAAUCUUAAGAUUCAAAGUUGUAAAGUCUCCUUAGUUGCUGUGAUGACUUCCCACUGGAAUAAGGCAAGGAGAAAAAGGGAAUCUUGUUGUAAUUCAGUGCAUGAUGUGUAGCGUGUAUAAAUAUUAUGUCUAUCUGCAAGGUCCUUUGGUUUUGUAGUU
Clarias gariepinus (North African catfish) is the source of this 2649-nucleotide messenger RNA. RefSeq names its product BCL2 interacting protein 3 (gene bnip3). Lineage: Eukaryota; Metazoa; Chordata; Actinopteri; Siluriformes; Clariidae. Gene Ontology annotation, cellular component: mitochondrial envelope; mitochondrial outer membrane; nucleus. Gene Ontology annotation, biological process: mitochondrial outer membrane permeabilization; positive regulation of apoptotic process. Bases 225 to 821 code for a protein of 198 amino acids. The record is from RefSeq and is a predicted model, not a curated record. The transcript has 6 exons.